AUGGCCUCUUACUUUUGGGGACCUUCGGUGUUCGACGAGGCCGUCGAUAAAGCCACGUCCGAACUACUACCAUCUGGCACUGACGACAUUGCUCUUAGUCUUGAGAUAUGCGACCAAAUUCGUUCCAAAUCUGUCCAACCACGGGAUGCCAUGCGGGCAAUCAAGCGUAGACUGGACCACAAGAAUCCCAACGUCCAAAUACUCGCAUUAGGUUUGACGGACGUGUGCAUCAAGAAUGGAGGUGACCAUUUCCUAGAACAAAUUGCGUCGCGGGAAUUUAUGGACAAUAUGGUGUCUAUUCUCAAGCAACCUGCACUUAAUUACGAGGUCAAAAGUAAAAUGCUACGGCUUAUUCAGAACUGGGCGCUUGCGUUCGAGGCGAAACCCUCUCUCGGGUAUGUGCCGGAGGUGUACAGGUCGCUGAAGAACCAAGGCUUCAACUUUCCACCGCCGGACACCACCGCCAAAGCCAAGGCGCUUCUCGCCACUCGUACUGCGCCUGAAUGGAUUGACUCGGACGUGUGUCUGCGGUGUCGAACGCCGUUUACGUUCACCAAUCGCAAGCAUCAUUGCCGAAACUGCGGACAGGUCUUUGAUCAACAAUGCUCGUCUCGAACUGCGCCGCUUCCACACUUUGGAAUCGCACAGGAAGUACGAGUAUGCGAUUCUUGCUGGACGACAUUGAAGAUGGAUAAAGCCCGUGCAAAGUCGCCGGAGCUGUCUAGAUCUAAAUCAACCCACUCGCGCUCCAACUCGCGCAAGGAACCACGGCAGUCUCAUCUGGGUGGUGAUACAGCAGAUGACGAUCUGCAGCGUGCUAUCGCACUUUCGCUGGCUGAGGCGCAGGCGAACGCUAGUGGAUAUCGGGACAAGUCCAGUUAUGCGCCUGCCGUACGGUCGGAACCUCCAUUGGCAGAGCACGGCGAAGAGGAUGCUGACUUACGGGCAGCCAUCGAGGCCAGUUUACGUGAAUCUCAGGCACCUCGUGCCUCAGCUCCAGCACCUGAAGAACCAUCAGCGGGGAGACCGCAAUGGGCGGCGCAACCUGUAUUACCAAAGAUACCUCAGUACGAUCUUGACCCGAGGGAAGAGGAUGCAAUUCUAUCGUUCAACCAGACGAUCGAACAAGCCAGCUCUGGUGUUCCGGUUGGACCCCAGGCGGCUGAUAUGUACGAGCGCGCGAGUGUUUUGCGGCCCAAGCUCGUUAGGAGUCUGGAAGAUGCGAGUAGAAAAGAGUAUAUGCUCACCGAAAUGCAUGACAAGUUGUCCGAAGCCGUUAAGCUUUAUGAUCGGUUAUUAACGGAGCAGGUUGAGCGGUCAACAUGGAGGUAUCAGAACUCUCAUGCACAACAAUACGGGCAGCCCCAGCAAUAUGGCCAGCCACCUCAGCAGUAUGGAUAUGGGCAGCAGCAACAAUAUGGACAAUAUGCUCCACAGCAACAGCAGCAGUAUGCCUCUCAACCCCAAGAACAACCUGCUUCGCUACAACAGCAAUCAUACUCUGUCCCUUCUGCCCCACAGCAAUAUCAACCUGCGCCCGAAUCUUACCCGGCUGUACCACCUGCUGUUCAAACAAACUAUCCAUCUGCUCCUCCCGUUACGUACCAAGCUCCUAAUCAAUACGCCUCCGCCCCCACAUCUUCCCCGCCUGUUUCGAGGUCGCCCGAGCUGCAGAGACAUGGUUCAAUGACUGGGCAGCAUGCGCCAGUUAGCAUUAUGAACCCAACGCACCCGGUUUCGAUGUAUGCACCUCCACCCCCACAGAGUCCACAACAACAGACGACCACGAGCUCUUCUUACCCACCACAGCCAUAUCAAGCUGUCAACCCCGCGUCGCAACCAUAUCAGAACGUCACUUCCCCGGCACAUCUUUCCCGAGCGAAUACCUAUCAAGCACCUGUGCAGGACAGUUCUCACCAGGUACCCUCCAGGGCCAAUACGUACCAAGCACCGAAUCCAUACCAGGUACCCUCUCAGCCACAAUCGUAUCAGGGUACCACUCCUGCGCCUCUUCCCAAUUUACCUAGUGUGCCACCAAUGCUUCCGAGUGCACCUCAAGGAUUCCCGGAGUCUCAGUAUGGUGUGGAGAAGACAGAGCAAAAGGAGGCCAUGUUAAUUUCUUUUGAUUGA
Rhizoctonia solani is the source of this 2130-nucleotide messenger RNA. Its product is annotated as vacuolar protein sorting-associated protein, Vps52/Sac2 family protein. The record is from RefSeq and is a predicted model, not a curated record. The coding region runs from base 1 to 2130 and encodes 709 amino acids. NCBI's taxonomy places the organism in Eukaryota, Fungi, Basidiomycota, Agaricomycetes, Cantharellales, Ceratobasidiaceae. Gene Ontology annotation, molecular function: phosphatidylinositol binding; ubiquitin binding; metal ion binding. The transcript has 6 exons.